ACGUUUUUUUCAGUCACCGGUCGACGCUGCGCCGGGCACCGUCGACGCGCACGUUCGCGAAUAGUUUGAUAUGGGUUGUGGAUCUUAUAGUAAUUUUCUCAGGUAGGCCAAUUCGUGGUCAUUAAUCGCGUACGAUUGAGUUUUCGUAUUAGUAACGGGAAAAAAUAUAUAUACGUUUCCAGUGAAGGAACAAGCUAGGAUCAUUUUUAACAGGCCACGCGACAUACCACGCGCCACUCACGCGCUUUGCCUUUCCAUCUUGCUACCAAAAGUGUUUCUCUAGGGACGAAUUUCACAUAUUUUACACGGCAGGUGUUUUAUCCUCAUUUCCUAUUGUUUCUCGAUAUUUCCCUUAUCGACAUUAUUAUCAAAAUUAAGCUUUUCCUUAUCGUUAUUAUUCGAGAAUCAUAUUCCACGAUUAGAUCGUGAACGGUAGCUUUUGCUUGAUAGCAGGUGAGUCGAUCUCCGUACGAGAGGGCACCCGAAGGUGAGAGAAUUGCAGGUGAGAGAAACCGGGCAAGCGCAUCGCGAGGUACACUAUUACGCACCUGGAUUUCACUGCUGUCGUUACUUCAAAGUAAAAUGCGGUCAGUAGAUAUGCGGCAGCUUCUUCGAUCCCGAGACUUUUGUAACCGAAAGUACUGUGUAUGUUUCUAUCGGUAGAGCAUAUGAAAAACAUGUUCAUAUUGUUCGAGGUAUCUGAACCGUGAUAAAAUAAUCGAACAACUGAUCGAAUUUACGAGUCCUCGAUGUCGUUCUUAUCUGUCCACCUGGUCACAUCGUUCGGAGCAGCGACGUCUAUUUUGUCGCAAGCACUCAGGAAUAAUCUUUCCUGUGAUAAAUCUUUUAGUAAAUCUAUUCGGAAAUCUCUAUAGACCAUCCUCGUGACAAACUGCCGCUGAACGCUUAUCAAGGAUUCGUCAUCCUCGCGUUUGGUGGACGAAAUCUAAAACGGGAAGCAUGUCGUUGCAUUAUCCCCAAGGAUAUCGGUAUCGUCCGGCUAGUAAAGCUGUCGGAUCAGGAAAUGGAGAACAAGGUUCCGACAGUGAUGUUGCUGAACUCAGUGAUCUCGAGGACGACGAGGAUGAAGAUGGGGGCGGCCAGUCGACUAAUAGAUGUGUUGAACAAAACGUGGAGAAAGAGGAAAAGGAGGAUGAGAAUGAUAACGAAGAUGAAGAUGAUGACGAUGAUGAGGAUGAUGAGGAUCAAGAAGACGAAGAAGAAGAUGAAAACGAAGAGGAUGAUGGAGUAGAUGAUGUGGAUGGCGAUGAAUUACCCUAUCCUGGUUUCGUGCCGGUUGCAUUGCGAUACCUCGAUCAGAAUACACGGCCGCGCAACUGGUGUCUGGCGCUCAUCACUAAUCCGUGGUUCGAAAGGGUGAGCAUGAUGGUAAUUCUUUUAAACUGCAUUACAUUGGGGAUGUACCAACCAUGCGUCGAUGACCAGUGUGUAACAAAUCGCUGUAAAAUAUUACAAAUGUUCGAUGACAUCAUUUUCGCCUUUUUCUCUCUGGAAAUGACAAUCAAAAUGGUCGCGAUGGGCAUUUAUGGGAAAGGAACGUAUCUCGCAGAUUCCUGGAAUAGAUUGGACUUCUUUAUAGUAAUUGCUGGUGCUCUGGAAUAUUGUUUGAACGUGGAAAACAUGAAUUUAUCGGCAAUAAGGACAAUAAGAGUCCUUAGACCUCUACGUGCCAUCAACAGAAUUCCAAGUAUGCGGAUACUAGUGAUGCUUUUACUCGACACUCUUCCUAUGCUGGGUAACGUGCUGCUCCUAUGUUUCUUCGUCUUCUUUAUAUUUGGUAUUGUCGGCGUGCAACUGUGGGAGGGCAUACUGCGUCAACGGUGCUUCCUGAAAGCUCUACCCAACGUCAAAUAUCCUGAGUUACUCUCGGACGAGUACUCGGUUCGAUCACGCAUUUACGAUCUCGAGAAGUACUUCGAAUAUCAGGGUCAGGACUACAUUUGUUCGCGUCCCGACGACAACGGAAUGCACUCUUGCAGUAACUUACCGCCGCUCAAGUUGGGAAACGUGGUUUGCAAUAAUACCGCGUUGCCAAACAAUAAUACAACGUUUAUCACCAACGACACCUGCGUUAAUUGGAAUUACUACUAUACGGAAUGCAAGGGUCAGGGUAACAAUCCUUUCCAAGGAACGAUAUCAUUCGAUAAUAUCGGUCUUGCCUGGGUCGCAAUAUUUCUUGUAAUCAGUCUUGAAGGAUGGACGGAUAUAAUGUAUUACGUGCAAGAUGCUCAUUCUUUUUGGGAUUGGAUAUAUUUUGUCCUUUUAAUUGUGAUUGGUUCCUUCUUCAUGAUUAAUCUCUGCUUAGUCGUAAUAGCAACGCAAUUCUCAGAAACGAAAAAGAGGGAGAUGGAAAGAAUGCGACUGGAACGUGCUCGUUUUCAUUCUACAUCAACUCUUGCAUCGUCGACAAAUACUUCAGAGCCAACUACAUGUUACGCAGAAAUUGUUAAAUAUAUCGCACACCUGUGGCGAAGAGGGAAGAGGAGAUUAAUGAAGAGAUACCGAGUGUAUUUAUAUAAAAGACAACAGAAACGUGAACAGAAUUUGCUCAAGGAACAGCAACAACACGGACAUCCAUUUCGAGGAGGUGCACCCAACUCUGAUUCGAAUAGAUUACCCGGAGAUAGAAGACUCCAUCAUGGUAGAUGUCCCAGAUUGUUGGCGGCUUUGGAAUACGCGGAACAGCAGCAACAACAGCAAGGCAUUGGCAGUGGUGGGGGAUCGCUUACUGAUUUUCCAGCGAACAGUCCUCCAACACAGACUGCGAUCCUUGCAACUGCGAUUGGAAAUAUUGGCGGUAGUAAUGGGAAUUUGGCGAUUGCGCCUCGUGCCAGCCCCGAAGUAUCCGAAGCAGAUGUCUCUUUGAACGUGUACAAUCGUAUGGGGCUUCAUCGAACUUCAUCCGUUUCUUGUAAUGGAAGCGAUAAUGUUCUUUCGAAUGCGACCGAAGCAAGCAUUCAGACGAACAAUGUGCUGUUAAGUCCGCCUUGCACACACUAUCGCAGAAGAAGCAGUGUGAUGUUCAGCGAUGUGGUGUUGCUGCACGGCAGCAACAGUAUUGGUAACACGUUGCAGGCUGGUAUGGCGGUUUCGCCCGGCGAAAGGAAUGUAUGUUCGAGCGAAAAAAUGACGCAGACCGGUGACGGGAAUGUUUGGUCGAGUCCAUUGCCAGACCAUAUACAGAUGCAAGCUGAAUUGGGUGGAAACGAAGCUAUGACUUGUCAAGAAUUACUUGCAUUAAGCGGUGCUUUAAGCGCUGCAUUACCGACUGGACAACUGGCAUUGGAUUCUUUUCUUAAUUCUCUUACCAAAGGAAUAACGGAUCGACAUAUUAUCCUAGAGGAUCGUACGCAAUGGUUAGCUUCGGACAUUGAUAAUUGUUCCUGUUGCUGUGAACUCCAGGGUAUUGAUCAAUGGCCAGACGAAGGUGACAAAUGGACGAAAAAUUCCCGUGCGAAAAGAUUCCUAAGAAGUUGCGGAAACAGUUGUAUUUGCGCUAUAAGAUGCAUAAGACGGUUGAUCAAGAAGCUGGUCGAGCACAAAUAUUUUCAACAGGGUAUCUUAUUGGCGAUUUUGAUCAAUACUUUGAGCAUGGGAAUAGAAUAUCAUAACCAGCCAGAGCAAUUAACUAUAGUAGUUGAGGUAAGCAAUAUUGUAUUUUCGGCCGUCUUUGCUGUGGAAAUGUUGCUCAAGAUAAUCGCGGAAGGUCCAUUUGGAUACAUAAGUAAUGGAUUCAACGUUUUUGAUGGAGUUGUUGUAGUGCUCAGCGUGGUGGAGAUUUGUCAAGCAUUCGUUGAGGAGAGGGGUGGCAGUUCCGGGCUGAGUGUGUUGAGAACGUUCCGGUUACUCAGAAUCCUGAAAUUGGUGCGUUUUCUACCAAACCUUCGACGACAAUUGUUCGUGAUGCUGCGCACUAUGGAUAACGUUGCCGUAUUCUUUUCCCUUUUAGUACUUUUCAUCUUUAUAUUCAGCAUCCUAGGAAUGUACCUGUUCGGGGGUAAGUUUUGCAUGUGGGCGGACCGGAGUCGGCCCUGCACCUGUGCCGAGGUGGUCUCGCGGCACCCAUUGUGUCGCUGUGAUCGCAAACAUUUCAACGACAUCGUCUGGGCACUUGUCACGGUUUUUCAGAUCUUGACGCAGGAAGAUUGGAACGUCGUGUUGUUCAAUGGAAUGCAGAAGACGUCUCACUGGGCAGCUCUUUAUUUUGUCGCAUUGAUGACCUUUGGAAAUUACGUCCUAUUCAAUCUGCUGGUCGCCAUUCUUGUCGAAGGAUUCUCUUCGGAGAGAAAUGAAAGAAGAGAACGAGAACAAAGAGAAAUGGCUAGGCUUGCUGCGAAAGAAACAGGAAUAGACAGUGACGAUGGUUCUUCGAGAAUUUCGAGAUCUCAUUCGAUUACUGAUAGUGAUACUUACACCCAGGAUCGAAAAAAUUCCUGGCAGAGUGCGGAAGAGUUACGCAAAUACAAAGACAACAACAGCAAGGAAAAGCAGAAUACUGUAUGGAAGCAUCAAAUAGACGAGCCUAAGUGUAAUAUUCAAAAAGUAAAUAAAAUGAAGGGUUCUACCGGUCAACCACCGAUAAUUACUCAUACAGCGGCCACUCCUCAAGAUUCACCGAACACCACCCUCGACGUCGGUCGAGUUGUUUAUCCUACUGCGGCACUGUCAAUCGAAUCUAUAGAUCGUUCAGGAAGUCAGUGUAGUAUUUCUUCUGGCCUGCUAAAGCUACCAGACGUUUCAAACAAAAUACCGACUAAAAAUCUCAUUGCCGGACAAUUUCCUCGACGAAUAAGCCUUGUCACGGCUGUUGUUAAUCCAACAAUGAGAGAAUCAUCUAAUUCAAGUUCACCAAGGAUACAAAGGGGUUAUUCGUGGAAAUUAUCACGGCCAUCUUUGAGGAAGAAACGUUGGUUACAAACGGAAGAUGAAUCUCCUCGUAGAGCCACUGUUCUAAAUAACGGUCGAAGUACUAUAUUAGGUUCUAAUUCAACUUUUAACGGCGGUUAUUUACACGGUUCGAUAAGAAACGACACGCAAAGUGAUACACCGAAUAAUCGAACGACCGUCCUAACAAGCAAUAAUCGUAGUCUCAGCCCUAAUAAUUCCAUCGAAAGUCGUAGCUCCUCCAUUAGACGUAACACAGCAACGCCUAAUCAGAUGCGAUGGAUUAGUGACCUUUCGCGAAGGAACUCAUUGCGUGAAAAUGAAAAUGUUCAAUCACCAACAAGGAAGACUUUACCUCUAGAUGAGGUACCUAUGCAAUGCUCAACGGCACGUACAAUCAAUAAUUUAUCAAUGGAGACUGGUCCACUGCCCAGAAUUAAACGACUUCCCGAUCAAGAUGAUCACAAUCCUCGUACAGAUGAACAGACACCUCCCUUGAAUGGUCAUGGUAGUGCGAGCAGUAUUGAGAGAAUUAAAAAGAUUUUCAUGUUUUUUGAACCUAAAGGAUGCCUUAAAGAACGCGAUGAUUAUUCAUUGUACAUUUUUCCACCAAAUAACAGAUUUCGUGUUUUAUGUCGAUUAUUGGUCGAUCAAAGAUGGUUUGAUAACGUAGUACUUUUUUUUAUCGGUCUCAAUUGUAUUACAUUGGCAAUGGAACGGCCAAAUAUACCACCUGAUAGUGGAGAAAGACUUUUUUUAUCAACUGCGAAUUAUAUUUUUACCGGGGUAUUUGCAAUUGAAAUGUUUAUUAAGGUUGUUGCAUCUGGUAUGCUGUAUGGCUCCGACGCUUAUUUUACUUCAGGUUGGAAUAUUAUGGAUGGAGUUCUUGUAAUCAUUUCUAUAAUUGAUUUAUCAAUGUCCUUACUGUCAUCGAGUAGUCCAAGAAUAUUUGGAAUAUUGAGGGUUUUUAGACUUUUAAGGUCAUUAAGGCCAUUACGGGUUAUUAAUCGAGCUCCUGGUUUGAAACUGGUUGUUCAGACAUUGUUAUCGUCUUUACGACCUAUUGGUAACAUCGUUUUGAUAUGCUGUACUUUUUUCGUAAUCUUCGGUAUCUUGGGUGUGCAGCUCUUUAAGGGUGCCUUUUAUUACUGUGAGGGGCCUGAUAUUAAAAAUGUACGCAAUAAGACGGACUGUCUGGCUGACAAACGGAACGUUUGGUUAAAUAGAAAAUAUAAUUUCGAUGAUCUUGGAAAAGCGCUAAUGUCGUUGUUUGUACUUUCCUCGAGAGAUGGAUGGGUGAACAUCAUGUACACUGGAUUGGAUGCUGUAGGCGUUGAUCAACAGCCAAUCGAGAAUUAUUCGGAAUGGCGGCUAUUAUAUUUCAUAGCUUUUAUUCUACUCGUGGGCUUCUUUGUUUUAAACAUGUUUGUAGGCGUUGUAGUUGAAAAUUUUCAUAGAUGUCGCGAGGAACAGGAAAAAGAAGAACGUGUAAGAAGAGCUGCUAAACGAGCUUUACAAAUGGAGAAGAAACGACGAAAAAUGCAUGAACCGCCUUAUUACACAAAUUAUUCAAAAUCCAGACUGUUCGUACAUAAUGUUGUGACGUCUAAAUAUUUCGACCUAGCAAUUGCUGCCGUGAUCGGCCUGAAUGUUGUUACCAUGGCAAUGGAAUUUUACAUGAUGCCAAAAGCUCUGACUUACGCUCUAAAAAUAUUCAAUUAUUUCUUCACUGCGGUCUUCAUUCUUGAAUCUUUUAUGAAGCUUCUUGCCUUAGGGUUACAUCUUUAUCUUAAAGACAAAUGGAAUCAGUUAGAUGUAGGAAUCGUGAUACUAUCGGUAGUUGGUAUAGUACUUGAAGAAGUUGAGUCAAAGAUCAUUCCGAUUAAUCCUACUAUAAUUCGAGUCAUGCGAGUUUUACGAAUUGCCAGAGUUUUAAAGCUACUCAAAAUGGCGAAAGGAAUACGAGCUCUUUUAGACACGGUAAUGCAGGCAUUACCGCAAGUUGGAAAUUUGGGAUUAUUGUUUUUUUUGCUUUUUUUUAUCUUCGCAGCUCUUGGUGUAGAAUUAUUUGGACGUUUAGAAUGUAGUGAUGAUAUGCCUUGCCAGGGUCUCGGAGAGCAUGCCCAUUUUAGUAAUUUUGGUAUGGCGUUUUUGACGCUUUUUCGAGUGGCCACCGGUGACAAUUGGAACGGUAUCAUGAAGGACACUCUGAGAGACGAUUGCGACGAAGCAGCGGACUGCGUGAAGAAUUGUUGCGUGAGCACCAUUAUAGCUCCGAUAUUUUUUGUAAUUUUCGUGCUGAUGGCACAAUUCGUUCUUGUUAACGUCGUCGUUGCUGUACUCAUGAAACAUCUCGAGGAGAGUCAUAAACAGAUGGAAGAUGAGCUAGAUAUGGAAACACAGCUAGAAAGAGAAUUGGCCGCAGAGCAAGAAGAAUUAUUGGAAGUAGAAGAGGAGGAAGACGAUGAAACUAUAAAACGAGAAAGAGACGAUGGUGGUAUAGACGAAGAUGAUGAAGACGUUAGAGAACAUGAAUCUAUUUUAGUGGCGAACGAAAAGAUUCCUGCUAGCAGGCCUGGUCUCGCGAAAGUUCGUUCCUUGCCUGCAAAUUUUAUUUACAAUCCACCACGGGAAAGAAACGCAGAUGAUGGAACAAUAUCAGUGUCAUUAGCGCGACGCAGUUCGUAUCAUCGUUCUAGUUCAAGGCCGUCCAAGUUCAAAUCGAAACGUAGACAAACGUUUCACUCGGGGCAUCAUCAGAGGAGAUCCUUACUGCCGAUGCACUUUGAAGUCGCCGAAGUUUUCGAAAAGCCUGUGAGCAAUUUAAGUGUGCCUCGAAUCAUCCCUCAACACAACUACGAUGCAACAAGUCGAGAUAUCACUCAUGUGCAGCGUCAAAGGUUACAGGCAACCAGCGAUGGACAAGAAAACAAGUCUCCAUUAAAUGUGAGUAAGCCGCCACCGAGUUCUUCUUCUCCGAUGUCGCUGGCCGGCUCUGUAACAACUCUAACCUGUCCUAAAAUAAGCAGCGAACGUUAUCUAAUGCCAACAUCCAAUAUUUACCCGUCCAAGGCAACGUUGAGUCGCAGGCCAUCGAGCGAGGCCACGCAGUCACAAUUUGAUACAAACGUUAGCAUCGGAAGUAUCCUCUCAAAAACAGACAGUACGAUGAACGGCUACAUGGAAACCGGCGUGUCAAGAAGCAAUAGUGACAGAUCGAAUGAUUCGAAGGAAAAAAACGAGAGACAGGUAUCCGCUCCACCGACGGAUGAUCUUGACGUACAGUCAAUUAUUAACGAGAGGAGACCGUCCAAACUGAAGAGCGGAAAUUUGACGGAAGCAAUGAGGAUUGUCAGUGAUCAAUCUUCAUCGAUUCGAAUAGGAAGUUACGGCCAAGUCUACGUUACCGAAGAACGUUUCGAGGAAAUAUCACCUAUGUCGACCGGCAACAUGAGCGAUAGUAUCAUAGGAAGUAGUGGCACGAGCGGAAGUGGAAGUGUGACUGGAAGUGGAACUGGUAAUGCGAGUGGAAGCGGUAGCAGAAACGAAAGCUCUGUGAUGCAUGUAACAGAAGGAGUAUGCGCCACUAUUGGUUCGGAUGUUCGUAUAUACGUGGACGAUACCGAUUCGGCGAGCAGCAACAAUCAUCAGAGAAGGAAAGCGAACGAAGGGACAUCGGAAGUGUCGACGACCAUUUCAUCGGUAAUCGCGAUACCAGAUGUGACGAUAGAGGAAGAAAGAUCGGAGAGAUUCGAUGUACCAUCCUCUGAUGGCCCAUCGGAUCCUUCUUAAGUAACAACUUCUAUCUUCGAUGCGUUUAGAAAAAAGUAAACAAAAAAAAAAAAAAACAAAAAAAAAUAAAAAAAUAGUAACGAGAAAAAUGGUAUAGAUUUCUAUGCAACCGCUAGCCGACCAUGGUAUCCACGGCGAAAUACCAUGGAGAGUGCUGCAAGGGUUCAAUGUUGGGCUCUAAGAAAGACUGUAGUGCAUGACAAUAUAGUCGUUAUAUUCUAGUCACUUUGCCGCCGUGAACUUGCCAAAAUAGGAAAGGUACUGAGCUCGUUUAGAUCGAGUUGGAAAUGCUAAAAACUAGAGAGAUAGGAGAAGAGAGAAGGGAGAGCAAGUGAGAUGAAAGCGGAGAAUAAUAAUAAUAAUUAAAAAGUACGAUUGAAUAUUCGAUCACGGACGAAUAAGAUUAGGUCAAUUGUGCGUCUUGAAACGUGCGGAAUGAAAAGGAAGAAACAGAAAACGUGAAUGAGAGAUUGUGCGUGCGCGUCAAGCGUGAAUUUUAACAUGCAUAAAACGAAAAGCGAAAAGCAUCUAAAAAGAAAAAGAAAAAAAAAAGAAAAAAAAAAUGAAAAACCUAUGACAAUCUAUUAUUGCCAACGGAACCGAUCUUAUGUUCUGUGAAAAAAAUACAUCGUGGAAAUCGAUUCGUAGGAAUUGGUAGGAUGAAAAAUGACGUAGUUUCUGCGUCGAUAAUUAGAGAAAUUUACAUAGUCAUUAGGUGAACUUGAGAACAAAAAAAGAAAAAAAUAAAAAAAGAAAAAAAAGAAAAAAAACAAAUUUGUCGAGUCUACGCGACAAUUGCAAUUAAUCGGACCACACUUUCUCGCCUUUCCUUUUUCUCCAACUCGUCGAAUAAAAAUAAACGUGUGUCGUUCGCAGGAAAGUUUCGAGAGCCACGGUAGAUCGUGAAUAGCUCUCGACAGGAGGAACGAAACGUGCCAAAUUAAAAAUGUGGAAAAUAAUGAAGGAAAAAAAAAAUAAUAAUAAUAAAAUGGUCAUUACCGAAGUGCCAGAAAAUCUAGAUAAAAAAAACAGUUUCGGAAUAUAAAAGAAGAAACAAAAAUAAAAAAUAGCAUAGUCUUUUCAUGAUCGCGAGACAAAGAUUUUAGCUGCGGAAAUAAAGAAAAAUUACAAAAAAAAAAGGAAUAUUGUGUAUUAAUAUUAGUUAAGAGCUUCAUAAUAAAAUAUCCUCAGAACCAACGUAGUGUAUGGUCAAAGAAGAAGGAUAAGAUCGAACAAAUAUUGUUACGAUUGACUAAAAUAAUGAACAACCAGUUUAUAGUUUAAUCAAUUAUAAUGGUAUUUUUGUCACCUCUUUCAAGCUAACUCUAUAUAAAAUAAAAAAAGAAAAAAAAAAUUCGACGAUUAGCUCGGAGUUCGAGAUAAAAUACAAUUAGAAACUUAAGACUAAUUUCGAUGUUGUGAUAAUCUUUAAUACAAAUUGAAACUCAUACAAUUUAUGUAAUCUCUAUGUCAAUUGGUAUUACUUCGACGGGUUCACAUGGAAAGCUAUGCAGAUAACAGCUGCCGUGUACUUCCGAAUAAUCCUGCGGCGACUGACGAAAUAUUCUCUUCGUUUCCUUCUCUUCGUUUCUUUCUCGCGUUCUAGAACGUUCUUCUCAUUAACAUCUGUGAUAUACUUUAAUCAUAGUAAUUUCCUACAUAAAAGAAAGGAGAGAGAAAGAAAGAAGAAAAGAAAAAUGCAAUGAAAGCAACAAAAGUGAAUAUUAGAUGAAGAGAGAGAGGGGGGGAGAGAGAAAUAGCGAAAUGAGAAUAAGAACAAAGAAUAAAAAGAUACGAUAAAUAGAGAAGCAAAAAUAGAAAAGAAAACAGGUAGCGUGCGAUUUUUUGAUAAAAAUAAAAUGAAAAAACAUAAAACAAGAACAAGUAUGGGACUGUAUGGGUGAGAAGUGAAGAGAAAAAAAUAAUAAUGUAUAACACAUAAAUAUAUAAAUUAUAUAGAAACUCUACUGUAUAUACAUACACUUAUGAAUAUUCUAUACUAUAUACUCGGUGUGGUUUAUUUUGAUACUACCGCGUGCGGUAAUAUUUAACGAUUGUCGGAGAUAAAUUCAACAAAUUAUAAACAAAGAGAGGAAAAAAAAUAGAAAAAAAAAAUAAGAAAAAAAAUAAGAAGAAGUAUAAUAAAGUAAAAACAAUUCUAUGCCUUCUAACGUUGACAAACGUUGACGAACCUUCGUGCGGUAGUGGUGCCCGCGCUUCGAGCGAUCAAAGAUAAUUGGCGACUUCUCUUUGUUCUUUCCUCUUUGUCGAAGUUUUCAUAAGUUGUUAAUGAGUGCUUCCUUUCUAAAUGAAAAAAAAAAGAAAAGAUAAGUAACUCGACUGAACCGAAUGAUCGAUCGAUUAAACAUAAGAAUCGAUCUUGUUUUUGUUCCAAUGAUGAACGAUUAAUAGCUGCCUUGCCUGUUAUGUAUCAUCUUCGAUCGUUCGAUAAUCAUAGAAAUACUAUUAAGAGUAAUAGUAUCUAUGUAUAAAUCAUUGAAUCUGUUAAUCGAGACAGCUGUUAAUUAAAAAAUAUGGAACGAUCGUUUAAAUCACUUGUUAAUCGUAAUUAAACGUUCGACAAGCGUUCGACAAGCAAGACAAUCGUUAGCAAGAUAAAUAAUACAAUGUAUAGAUCAGUUUAAUUCUUUUCGAUCGAUCGAUUAAUCGUGUGAUUCCAAUAGUGAACAAAACUAUUUAAUGAUGUCGAUUGUUUAUAGCUAAAAGUAACUUUGUUUAAAAAGUCUAACGUAAAUCUCGUACGCACAUAAUGGCGCCUAGUUUACUUGUACUUUAAAAUGAUGGAUCUCCAUUGGAUUGUUCGUUGCAAUUAUUGAAAUUGGUAUGUGAGAUAUAAAAUUUUGGUUGAAUUACAAAAAAAUAUCAGUGGAAUUUAUAAAUAGCAAAAAAAAAAAAAAAAAAACAAAAGAAAAAAGAAAGAAAAAGAAAAAGAGAAAUGUUCCAUAAAAUGUGAAAGUUAAAACGAUUAUAAUGAUUGUGGCGUAUUGGAUCUUCUUUGGACCUUUUAAUCAGAACUCCUAGAUUCUAAUGUAUUCGUAUGAUACAUAUGUAUAUAGAUAUAUAAUAAUUUAAUGCGCAUCUCUAUGGCACCACGACCGAAUCUCGAUAGCUCGAUAGCGUUAGACGACUGACCUCCGAAUUAUAGUUUACUCUAGUCACGGGAUGAAUCGUAUAAUCAUGCGCGAAAAUUCACUGAUCAACUGCAUGUAUAUUAGUGAGACAGACGCAAGAGUUUUAGACAAAAAAAAAAAAAAAGAAAAAGAAAAAAAUGAAUAAAACAGAAUUAUAUAAGCGAAUCUUCAUAUGUAUGUGCGCAACACAAUAGCGGAAUACUUUUAUUCGCGACUGGAAAAAAAUUCGAUCGAAAAAAAAAAUGAUGAGAGCAAGAGAAAGAAUAUUAAAAGAGAGAAAAAAAAAUUAAUAAAAUGAAUAGUAUAUACAUAUAUGCGUACAUACACACGUGCACACAUAUACGUAUAUAUACACACAUAUGUGUAUAUAUAUACACAUAGUUAUAUGAAUAAUAAGUACAAGAAAUGAAAAAAAAAAUCGUCAGAGUUAUUAAGGUGUUAUUCAGUGUACUUGUUGCCGCGUGCCUCUCGAGUCUGUUCUUCGCCCCUAAAGGAGGCAGUGUGCGUAAUUGUCUAUUUAAAAAGGAAAAUUAAAAAAUGAAAAGUAAGAAAAAUAUAUAUAUAAAAAGAAAAUGAAGAGAUGUAUAUAAAGCGAAAAUUAAAAGAGAAGAAUUAGAGGACAAAUAAAAAAAAAAUGCGAUAAGAACAAUAUAUGAAGGAAAGGAAGGAAAAAAAUAUGGAGAAAAAAUAAAACUCGUGGAAUAAAAAAAUAAAAGAAUAAAAAAAAAUAAAACGAAAAAAGGCUAACCGCCUUCAAAUGUAUCAUGCUAUUUUAAUUAUAGCAGUAACAUACCAGGCAUGGUUCAUGCGAUCGCCGAGAAGCGUUCUUUUAUCUGCCUGAUGCCGCGUAUAUGUGCGUAUACAUGAAUUUUUUCGGAAAAAAGUCUAGCCACGUGAAAAUAUUCGAUUGAAUUUCGAGAAAAAAUAAAAAAGAGGAAAGAAGGAAAAAGAAAAAAAAAGAUAGAAUGAGAGGAAGAGAGAGAGAAAGAGAGAGAGAGAGAGAGAGAGAGAGAGAGAGAGAGAGAGAGAGAGAAGGAAAAAAAGGAUGAAUGUAUGUAUGUGUGUGUGUGAAUGUGUGAAAGAAUAGAGGAACAUGACGAUAGAAGCGUAGAACAAGACUAAAUAUGUACAAAUGUAAUAAAUUGAAUGACGAUUAUGUUGAAUUGA
This is a messenger RNA of Apis mellifera (honey bee), 13016 nucleotides long. It is a transcript of the gene Ca-alpha1T, whose product is annotated as voltage-dependent T-type calcium channel subunit alpha-1G. NCBI's taxonomy places the organism in Eukaryota, Metazoa, Arthropoda, Insecta, Hymenoptera, Apidae. The coding region runs from base 961 to 8697 and encodes 2578 amino acids. Gene Ontology annotation, cellular component: neuron projection; voltage-gated calcium channel complex; plasma membrane. The transcript is spliced from 36 exons. Gene Ontology annotation, biological process: calcium ion import; sodium ion transmembrane transport; calcium ion transmembrane transport. Gene Ontology annotation, molecular function: low voltage-gated calcium channel activity; voltage-gated sodium channel activity. The record is from RefSeq and is a predicted model, not a curated record.